GCACUUGUUCUUCAACAAUUACACUUGUUCUUGUUUGUUUAUAAUUAUCUAAGCUAUUUGUAAUAUAAUGGGUAACAUAGUAAAAGAGGUUACAAAGUGUGUUUUAAAGAUAGGGCAAGAUGAUCCAAGGAGAGUGAUUCAUUCUAUGAAAGUUGGAUUAGCAGUGACCUUAGUAUCUCUCUUUUACUAUUUUCAGUCAAUUUACCAAGACUUAGGCACCACUGCCUUAUGGGCUGUCCUUACUGUUGUCGUCGUUUUCGAGUUCUCUGUUGGAGCCACAUUGUACAAAGGUUUGAACAGGACAAUGGCAACAUUAAUAGGAGGGGCACUAGCAGUUGGCCUACAUAGCUUGGCUACUCAAUCUGGUCAUAUUGCUGAACCCUUUCUCAUCAGCUUCUUUGUUUUCCUUCAAGCUUCUUUGUCGACGUAUGCACGAUUUUACCCAAAGAUCAAAGCAAGAUAUGAUUAUGGUUUCCUCAUAUUCAUAUUGACCUUUUCAUUCAUCUCCAUCUCUGGAUUUCGUGUUGAGGAAAUUAUAGACCUGGCUCGCGAUAGAUGGGCUACAAUUUUAAUUGGAGUUUUUGGUUCUCUUCUUGUUUCUAUACUUGUUUUCCCUGUUUGGGCCGGUGAAGAUCUUCAUAACUUAAUUGCAAACAACUUCGACAAACUUGCCAAUUCUUUAGAUGAGUAUGGAAAUGCUUACUUCAAAAUGAAAGAGAAUUGUACUGCAAAUGAAAUUAAUGUAUCAAGACUUCGAAGUUACAAGAGUGUUUUCAACACAAAGGGCAAUGAGGAAACCUCGGCUAAUUUUGCAAAGUGGGAGCCAACUCAUGGUUGCUUUAGGUUCAAGCAUCCAUGGAAACUAUACCUACAGCUAGGAGCUCUUUCUCGAGAAUGUGCCUACAAGAUUGAUGCCCUUGAUGCGCGCCUUAAUGCAAAUGUUAAGACAUCACCCAAUUCUCAACAUGAAUUCCGUGCAACUUGUAAUCGAAUGGCGUUAGAAGCAAGCAAAACACUAAAAGAUCAAGCAAUUGCAUUGAAGACUAUGACCCGGCCUUCUUGUUGCAAAGUUAAUGUUGCAAAAUCCAAAGAAGAAAUGAAAAGCUUGCACGAAUUGUUGAAAUCAACUACAUUAUGGGAAGACUAUGAGCUGCAACUGCUCCAUGUCAUUUCAGCUACAACAAUCAUAUCCAUACUAACAGAUAUUCUUAUUUGUACCGAAAAAAUAGCAAAGUGCACCACUCAACUUGCUUCCUUGGCACAUUUCAGGACGACUAAGCUAGAAAAAACACAACUUGAGUCAAAAAGUGUUGAUCAAGAAUUGGGAAAACCGGUUUUCGUAGCAAGUGAGGGACAAGAACAGAAUCCUAGUGAUGCCAAAGUUGUGAAUUGCUCCCACACGGCAAUAACAAUUGAAGCAGGAGACUAAAAAAUAUAUCAUCCUUCAAAAAUCUGUUGCGAGUUUAGUGUGUAAUUACUAAUUAGUUGUGAAUUGUAAAAUGAAUGACGACAUCGAUCU
Messenger RNA from Chenopodium quinoa (quinoa), 1519 nucleotides. Its product is annotated as aluminum-activated malate transporter 2-like. Gene Ontology annotation, biological process: malate transport. The record is from RefSeq and is a predicted model, not a curated record. NCBI's taxonomy places the organism in Eukaryota, Viridiplantae, Streptophyta, Magnoliopsida, Caryophyllales, Amaranthaceae. The coding region runs from base 68 to 1429 and encodes 453 amino acids. Gene Ontology annotation, cellular component: plant-type vacuole membrane. The transcript has 6 exons.